AAGCCCAACCGGCACGCCACUCUAAACACCGACCCCAUCCUCUUCGGUCUAACGAACCUCAUCAUCUUAUCCCGUUCCCAUCAUCAUCAUCAUCAUCAUGUAUAAAUCCAUCACCUCGUCUCCCUCUUCGUCGCUCGUCAGAAAGCUCUCCUCCUCCUCUUCCUCCUCCUCUUCUCUGAAAGCCGCAGCUCCCGCCGGCGCUCUGAGCUCUUCGAGAUCGAUCAGUCUCGCCGUCGCCGGGCGAUUCGAGAGGAGAAUGGCUACACUUGCCACCGAUCAUGCGUUUCAAGGCGUGUUGACAAGCCUUCCGAGGCCGGGAGGAGGAGGAGAGUUCGGAAAGUACUACAGUUUGCCUGCUCUCAAUGACCCAAGAGUCGACAAGCUACCGUAUUCUAUUAGGAUUCUUCUUGAGUCAGCCAUCCGGAACUGUGAUAACUUCCAGGUCACAAAGAAUGAUGUCGAGAAGAUUAUUGACUGGGAGAAUACCUCCCCAAAGCAAGUUGAGAUUCCAUUUAAGCCUGCACGUGUUCUUCUGCAGGAUUUUACUGGUGUGCCAUCUGUUGUCGAUCUGGCCUGUAUGCGAGAUGCUAUGAACAAGCUAGGAAGUGAUUCUAAUAAGAUCAAUCCAUUGGUUCCAGUAGAUCUUGUGAUUGACCACUCUGUGCAGGUAGAUGUGGCAAGAUCUGAAAAUGCAGUUCAGGCAAACAUGGAACUUGAGUUCCAGAGGAACAAAGAGCGAUUUGGUUUCCUUAAAUGGGGGUCUACUGCUUUCCACAAUAUGCUUGUUGUUCCUCCUGGCUCAGGUAUUGUUCACCAGGUUAACUUGGAAUACCUUGGCCGUGUUGUUUUCAAUACUGAAGGCAUGUUGUACCCAGAUAGUGUGGUUGGAACUGAUUCUCACACAACAAUGAUAGACGGAUUAGGAGUAGCUGGAUGGGGAGUUGGAGGUAUCGAAGCGGAGGCUGCAAUGCUUGGUCAACCUAUGAGCAUGGUUUUGCCUGGGGUUGUCGGGUUCAAGCUAUCCGGAAAACUACGUGAUGGGGUUACGGCAACGGAUCUUGUUUUGACUGUGACACAGAUGUUGAGGAAGCAUGGUGUAGUCGGCAAGUUUGUGGAGUUCUAUGGCAGUGGUAUGGGUGAGUUAUCACUGGCUGAUAGGGCAACUAUUGCUAACAUGUCACCUGAGUAUGGGGCAACCAUGGGAUUCUUUCCUGUAGAUCAUGUUACCUUACAGUAUCUAAGGUUGACUGGAAGAAGUGAUGAAACUGUGACUAUGAUCGAGGAAUAUCUGCGGGCAAACAAGAUGUUUGUUGAUUAUAGUGAGCCUCAGAAGGAAAGAUUAUACUCGUCCUACUUGGAGUUGGACCUUGCUGAGGUCGAUCCUUGCGUUUCUGGUCCAAAGAGACCUCAUGAUCGAGUUCUGUUAAAGGAGAUGAAAACAGAUUGGCAUGCCUGUCUUGACAACAAAAUGGGAUUCAAGGGAUUUGCAGUACCAAAGGAAUCACAAGGAAAAGUUGUAAAGUUCUCUUUUCACGGACAACCUGCAGAGCUUCGACAUGGCAGUGUGGUCAUAGCAGCCAUUACAAGUUGCACCAACACUUCGAAUCCUAGUGUCAUGCUUGGUGCUGCCCUUGUUGCAAAGAAGGCUUGUGAAUUAGGUCUUGAGGUCAAACCGUGGAUUAAAACAAGUCUUGCCCCUGGUUCAGGAGUUGUUACAAAAUAUUUACAGAAGAGUGGCUUACAGAAGUAUCUUAAUCAGCAAGGCUUUCAUAUAGUUGGAUAUGGUUGCACAACAUGUAUUGGAAAUUCGGGAGAUCUUGAUGAAUCUGUUGCUUCAGCAAUCACAGAAAAUGACAUUGUUGCUGCUGCCGUUCUUUCUGGAAAUCGGAACUUUGAGGGCCGGGUCCAUCCCCUCACUCGUGCGAAUUAUCUUGCUUCACCUCCCCUUGUUGUAGCAUAUGCUCUUGCUGGCACGGUUGACAUUGAUUUCGAAAAAGAACCAAUUGGAACAGGAAAGGAUGGGGAAAAUGUAUAUUUCAAGGACAUAUGGCCAUCUUCAGAAGAAAUAGCGGAGGUUGUUCAAUCAAAUGUAUUGCCAGAUAUGUUCAAGAGCACUUAUGAGGCAAUUACUAAAGGCAAUCCAAUGUGGAACCAGCUUUCAGUCCCAGCCUCAACUCUUUACUCAUGGGAUCCUAGUUCUACCUACAUUCACGAGCCCCCUUACUUUAAAAAUAUGACUAUGGAUCCACCUGGACCCCAUGGAGUGAAAGAUGCUUACUGUUUGUUGAACUUUGGAGAUAGUAUUACAACCGAUCACAUUUCACCAGCAGGAAGCAUUCACAAGGAUAGCCCAGCUGCAAAGUUCCUCGUUGAGCGAGGAGUGGACCGCAAAGACUUCAAUUCUUAUGGCAGCCGUCGUGGCAAUGAUGAAGUGAUGGCUAGGGGUACUUUUGCUAACAUUCGCAUUGUGAAUAAACUUUUGAAGGGAGAAGUGGGACCAAAGACAAUCCACAUUCCAACAGGCGAGAAGCUUUAUGUGUAUGAUGUGGCAAUGAGGUAUAAGGCUGAUGGGCAUGACACCAUAGUCAUUGCCGGAGCAGAAUAUGGUAGUGGAAGCUCACGGGAUUGGGCUGCCAAGGGCCCAAUGUUGCUGGGAGUGAAAGCGGUGAUUGCUAAGAGCUUUGAGAGAAUCCAUCGCAGCAACUUAGUUGGUAUGGGUAUAAUUCCGCUGUGUUUCAAACCUGGUGAGGAUGCUGAUACACUGGGCUUGACUGGUCACGAGCGGUAUUCAAUUGACCUCCCAAGCAACAUCAGCGAGAUACGACCUGGUCAGGAUGUCACAGUAGUAACAGAUGCUGGGAAAUCGUUCACUUGUACUUGUCGCUUUGAUACUGAGGUGGAGUUGGCUUACUUCGACCAUGGCGGCAUUCUUCAUUAUGUCAUCAGGAAUCUGAUCAAAUCUCAGAAGUGAGCUACUUCAUGUCUGGGGUUAUAUAGAGAGAUAUAUAUACAAGUACUCGUGUCUAAUAAUCUCAAGCUCGCUACGUUUUAUGUUCCCAAGGUCUUCGCGUCACGUACAAAGAAACCGAGCAUCAUAGUAGAAAUCAAAGUGUCCAAUAAAUACUUGAUGAGAGUUGCAGGGGAUAAAAUUUGCGAAGUCACGUCGAGACUUCAAUGGGCAUUACUGUAAAUUUGUGGGGAGGUUUCAGCGUGAAUUUUGUUGUAUGUUUAAGUCUUCUUUUUGUCCAAUAAUAUCAGAUGCUGGCCAUGCGUACGUUUUAUAUUUUCAUGUUUCAGUUUUAUUCA
This is a messenger RNA of Asparagus officinalis (garden asparagus), 3306 nucleotides long. Its product is annotated as aconitate hydratase, cytoplasmic. Gene Ontology annotation, molecular function: aconitate hydratase activity; 4 iron, 4 sulfur cluster binding. NCBI's taxonomy places the organism in Eukaryota, Viridiplantae, Streptophyta, Magnoliopsida, Asparagales, Asparagaceae. Gene Ontology annotation, cellular component: cytosol; mitochondrion. The record is from RefSeq and is a predicted model, not a curated record. The coding region runs from base 98 to 2971 and encodes 957 amino acids. Gene Ontology annotation, biological process: citrate metabolic process; tricarboxylic acid cycle. The transcript has 20 exons.